AUGGAAGAAAAUCCCAACAAUAUAAUCAACAUGGGCAGCCAACAGAUUCCUGCUUUUUCCGGGAAGAGAACCAAACACCACGACCCUAACAAUCUUGUGGGAUUUCAAAGCAUGCAGAAGCCUGUGGAAUUGCAUGGUGAUGGUGGUGAUCAUCAGGUGCACUACUUGUCGGGACGUGAGAGGCUGAAGAGGCACCAAGAGGAGGUAGCUGGCCGGGUGGCUAUCCCCGAUUCAUGGGAUCAGGAGGACCUGCUCAAGGAUUGGAUCGAUUAUUCUCCGUUUGAUGCGCUGUUGGUUCCAAAAGGACUCACUUCAGCUCGUGAAGCACUUGCCAUGGAGGGACGUCGAGCAAGUAGUUCUCAAGGAGUGCUGAGAAUAGAGAGUAGGUGUUGA
This is a messenger RNA of Prunus armeniaca (apricot), 393 nucleotides long. The record is from the annotation of a GenBank genome assembly. Lineage: Eukaryota; Viridiplantae; Streptophyta; Magnoliopsida; Rosales; Rosaceae.